AUGGGUCAGAGUGGAUCGAGAGAGGAGCUGAUACGUCACGCCGCGAAGCACGGCGACACGUCAGGCAUCCGAGAGCUGGUUUCACGUGGAAUAAGCGUCAAUUGCGUGGAUUCGAAGGGUCGCACGCCGUUGAUUCUUGCCAGUAGCCGGGCAGAGGGGUAUGAGGCGGCGAAACUUCUGCUGCAGUUGGGCGCUCUUGUUCGCGCCUACUCUAAAGGUCCAGGAGGGGGCACGGCUAUUCACUAUGCCGCUCGCAAGCAGCUAGAUGCCACGGUGAAGCUGCUGCUGGACCAUGGAGGUCCAGGAGGGGGCACGCCCAUUCACUAUGCCACUGGCAAGCAGCUUGAUUCCACGGUGAAGCUUCUGCUGGACCACGGAGCGGAACCCCUUCUUCCCAACGAUGAUGGAAGGAGCGCGCUGGACCUGGCGAGAGAGAGAAACGCCACUGCUGUUGUCCGACUCAUAGAGAGCCGGGUGGCAUUGUUCGAAGGCUAUGUGCGCCAGCAGACCCUCUCGGCACCGUCGCUAGUGAAAGCCUUUAUCCCGCAGUGGGUGUACCGGAGAAUCUGGGUGGCAGUGCUACCUGGGCCCACCAUGAGUGAUGGACGCCAGACAUUCCGCCUCGCUCUCUAUCCCUCCAUGGCUUUUCGCGCGCCCUAUUUUGGCAUAGCCCUGCGCGUGCCUGUGUGGCCCCUCCUCUUCUCCUCUCCUGUCUGCUGCAGUUUGGCGCGCGCUAUUUCGAAACACCACUGCACGUGCGUUUUCCCCUCAGAAAGAGCCCCCUUUCCCCCUCGUCCCCUGCUCUUCUCUUCCUUCCCUUCACGACCUGCUGCAGUUUGGUGUGCCCUAGGCAUAGCACUGCAAGUGUGCCGCAUUCACAUGACCAAUCUGGACUCCCCUAUGCCCCUCUCUCCACCAGUCUUUCACUCCCUCCCGUCGACCCCCCUCCUCCCCCUUCACAACCCACUGCAGUUUGGAGCACCCUAUUUCGACAUAGCACUGCAUGUGUGCCGCAUUCACAUGACCAAUCUGGACUCCCCUAUGCCCCUCUCUCCACCAGUCUUUCACUCCCUCCCGUCGACCCCCCUCCUCCCCCUUCACAACCCACUGCAGUUUGGAGCACCCUAUUUCGACAUAGCUCUGCAUGUGUGCCGCAUUCACAUGACCAAUCUGGACUCCCCUAUGCCCCUCUCUCCACCAGUCUUUCACUCCCUCCCGUCGACCCCCCUCCUCCCCCUUCACAACCCACUGCAGUUUGGAGCACCCUAUUUCGACAUAGCACUGCAUGUGUGCCGCAUUCACAUGACCAAUCUGGACUCCCCUAUGCCCCUCUCUCCACCAGUCUUUCACUCCCUCCCGUCGACCCCCCUCCUCCCCCUUCACAACCCACUGCAGUUUGGCGCACCCUAUUUCGACAUAGCUCUGCAUGUGUGCCGCAUUCACAUGACCAAGCUGGACUCUGCCAACCCUGUACUCGUUAUAGAGGACCCCGUUCAUGCGGAGAAGGGCAAGUGGAAGUUUGUGAGCGACAAGGAUUCACCCGACCCCUCGCAGAUAUUCCGCCUGCACGACGCCUGCCGGGGAACACCACGGGCUCGCACCCAGUCAGCCAAUCAGCAUCCGCCACCUCAGCAUGUGGCAUCCUCUCCCCACACCCCACAAUCACAUGCACCAUCACCGGAAACCCAGCUCCCAGCGUCUCGCUCUCACACUGCCCCCUCCUCCAUUGACCAUCCCCCCCCACCACAGAUGCACCCCACCAUGUACCCCCAACCUCCCGCCGCUCCUCCUGUUUCCCCUUUUGCUGCUCCUCCUGCUCCUGCUGCUGCUGCUGCUGCUGCUUAUGAUGCUUAUGCUGCGGCCUAUUACACACAGCAGCAGGCACAACAGCAGCAGCACGCAUGGCAGCAGUAUCAGCAGCAGCAGCAGCAGGCAUGGCAGCAGCAGCAGCAGGCAUGGCAGCAGCAGCAGCAGCAGCAGCAGGGAGGGUGUUCUGGAGCAGCAGAAGGAGCAGGAGGGAUGACAUCAGCAUCAUCUGAAUCCAGGGGCGUGGUGAACGUGCACGCGUGGCAGGAUGACGUGGACGAGGACACGGCGUUCCAGCUGGCACUGACUGAGUCGAUGCACACUGCCAGCACCGCUGGUUCUUCCCGAGCCAACGCUCCUGGUGCUUCUAGUGCUUCUAGUGCCGCCGCUGCGGCUGCUCAGGGGAUGAGCAGAGGGGAGGGAGGAGCAGACGGGUUUAUUCUCACCCGCUCCUCCUCCGAGCCUCAGUCCAGAUCCGGACGCUCCCUCUCCUCAUCUUCCUCUUCCGCUGCUGGUGUUGGUGCUGCUGCCUCUGGUGCAUCCACUUCUUCUCAUCGCUCCUCCAGGUCCGUUUCAGCCUCUGCUGAUCGCCACCCCUUUGCCCCACCUGCUGCUCCUAUCCCCUCUUCCUCUGCUGCUGCCGGCACUUCCUCUGGCAUUGCCGCUGGUCCUGCAGCUGGCUCUGCGGCUGGUUCUGCAGGUACAGCUGGCACUGCUGGCACUGGUGUUGCAGCAGGCGUGGAAGGGGGUAGAAUGCGCGACGAAAUUGCGAAUCAGUUCUCCUCUGUGGCACCGGCGUUCAACCGAGCAGCAGCAGCCGUGUCGUCGCUCUUUGCUUCUGGCCCACCGUCAGCACCCCCUGUGGAUGGUCCUGCUUCCACAUCAGGAGCAUCAGUGGGAGCAGGGAGAGUGCCAGGAGCAGCCGUGACAGGCCAGCCAGCUUCAGCAGCAGCAGCAGCACCAGCAGCAGCAUCAGUAUCACCAGCACCAGCAGGAGCAGCUCCAGCUUUCAAUGCUAGAGCAGCAGUGGCUGCUGAGGCAAUUGCAACAGCAGCAGGGGCUCUCACGUCAGCAACAGCCGCUGUAGCCGCGACGGCAUGGCAGCGAACCACGGGCCACCGUGCUUCCUUCUUCGACCCUCCUCUCAUCCAGUUCUCCCCUCCCAGCAGCCCCAGGCGAAACUCACACCCUCCCAUCCACCCUCAGGCUCAACCACCUAUCAUCACCCACCACGUUCAACCACCUAUCACCCAUCAGCACCCACCUGUUUCCAUGAACCCUCAGGUGCAACCACCCAACUCCCAUCCCCAUACACCUGCCAGCAUCCCAUCCCCUGCUGCUGCAGCGUUGGUAGCUAUUCCUGGUGCGUCUUUAUCGUCUGUAGGCGGCUCGUUUGCUGGUCUUCCUUCGCCAGGAGCAGCAUCUGUAGCGGAGCUACAUCCAAGCUACAACCCUGAGAGGGUGCGGGCAGAGCUCGCCAGGGCACAGAGCCAAGGGCACGGAGCGGCAGGAGGAAGGGCAGCAGGAGGAAGGGCAGCAGGAGGAAGGGCAGCAGGUACAUCGACAGGCGCAGGAGCAGGAGCAAGAGCAGGAGACGAGGCAGGGGCAGAGGCAGGGGCGGGAGCAGGAGUAGCAGCAACGGGAGGGGCAGCAGGAGAGGCAUCUAGAGAGGGUCAGUGCGUGAUUUGCUGGGAUUCAGCAGCGCAGGCAGUGUGUGUGCCUUGCGGGCACGUGGCGGGGUGUGUGGAGUGUCUAGCUGAGGUUAGGUCUAAGGGCUGGGGUUGCCCUGUCUGCCGAGCUCCCAUUCGAGAAGUGGUGAAGAUCUUCCAUGUUUAG
Molecule: messenger RNA, 3642 nt
Organism: Closterium sp. NIES-65
Lineage: Eukaryota; Viridiplantae; Streptophyta; Zygnematophyceae; Desmidiales; Closteriaceae
Source: the annotation of a GenBank genome assembly